This is a messenger RNA of Dromiciops gliroides (monito del monte), 2787 nucleotides long. It is a transcript of the gene SMTNL1, whose product is annotated as smoothelin like 1. Gene Ontology annotation, cellular component: filamentous actin; microtubule organizing center. Gene Ontology annotation, biological process: actin cytoskeleton organization. Lineage: Eukaryota; Metazoa; Chordata; Mammalia; Microbiotheria; Microbiotheriidae. Bases 202 to 1704 code for a protein of 500 amino acids. The transcript is spliced from 8 exons. The record is from RefSeq and is a predicted model, not a curated record. Gene Ontology annotation, molecular function: protein binding.
AGUCCUGGCGGAGAGGAUGACGGAGGAGGCAGGAGGUGGACUCCUCAGCCAGAGUUAAAGGCAAGAGGCGGCAUGGGCUUAAAGAGAGGGGAGUGAGGCAGUACAGCUGGAGGAAGGAAGAAGCCGACAGAAGCACAUACUAGGGCAGCAGCAGGACUGGGCAAGUAGCCAAAUCAUGUCGCAUGUUGUCUCCUUCUAGAGAUGGAACUGGAAAACGGGAAGCCCCUUCAGGAUGGGACUGCUCCCUCUACACCAACCCAUGCAGCAGAUACUUCUGGGACUGUGGGAAAUGGAUGUUCCACAGAGGAAGAAUCGGCCAAAGACAUGGCCCAGAAGAUGUCUGACAAAGAUUCUGCGGAAGUGGUUGGGGCUGAGCCCAAGAAGGAAGAAAAGAGAACAGGGGAGGCCCAGUCUGAGGCCAAGAUAGAGAAUGACGAGGAAGCCAAGUCUGAUCCCAAGAAGGAGGUUGAUGCAAAAGAGGAGGCCAAAUCUGUACCUCAGGGAGAGGCAGGUGGGGAAAAAGAGGCUGAGUCUGAAUUGAAAAAAGAGGCUGAUGGGAAAGAAGGAGCCAAGUCUGAACCCAAAGAAGAGGCUGAUGGGAAAGAAGGAGCCAAGUCUGAACCCAAAGAAGAGGCUGAUGGGAAAGAAGGAGCCAAGUCUGAACCCAAAGAAGAGGCUGAUGGGAAAGAAGGAGCCAAGUCUGAACCCAAAGAAGAGGCUGAUGGGAAAGAAGGAGCCAAGUCUGAAGCCAAAGAAGAGGCUGAUGGGAAAGAAGGAGCCAAGUCUGAACCCAAAGAAGAGGCUGAUGGGAAAGAAGGAGCCAAGUCUGAAGCCAAGAAAGGGAAUGAUAAAGAAGAAGCCAAACAUGACUCAAUAGAGGAGACAACAAAGGAGUCAGAGAAGGAGAAUAAGGAGACUUCCGGCUCAGAAUUGGAGACAGAAACCAUUUCAGACACUCAAGUCACCCAGGACAUAGGUGGUACUGAAGGAGAGCCAGGCCAUGGAGCUGAGAAGGAGCAAGGAGAAGGCUCAGGAGCAAUGCCCAGCUCACCAGAGGAGUGGCCAGAGAGCCCCACAGGAGAGGGACAGGAACUCAGCCCAGAUACUAUUGGUCCAGAGAGCCCAACAACCAGUGACUCCUGCCCCAGUGAUGUGCCCCAGAGUCCCACAGGUCCCCCACCCUCUGAGGAGAAGAAGAAGGAGAAGCCAUCAGAAUACAGAGUCUCUGCUCCAAGCCGACCCAGAGGGCCCAGGGCUCAGAACAAAAAAGCCAUCAUGGACAAGUUUGGGGGGGCAGCAACGGGCCCUGCCCCCCUCUUCCGGAACGCAAAGGCAGCAGGGGCAGCCGUGGGCAGCGUCAGAAACAUGCUGCUUGAGUGGUGCAGAGCCAUGACCCGGAACUAUGAGCAUGUGGACAUACAGAACUUCUCCUCCAGCUGGAGCAGCGGGAUGGCUUUCUGUGCCCUCAUCCACAAGUUCUUCCCCGACUCCUUUGACUACACUGCCCUCGAUCCCAAGAAGCGCCGGGAGAACUUCACCCUGGCUUUCUCUACUGCUGAGAAUCUGGCUGACUGUGCCCAGCUGCUGGAAGUGGAUGACAUGGUCCGGCUGAGUGUCCCUGACUCCAAAUGUGUCUACACCUACAUCCAGGAGCUCUACCGCAGCCUUGUGCAAAAGGGACUGGUGAAAACCAAGAAGAAAUAAGGAACGUGGGCGCCUCCAGCAGGAGCAGCCCAGAAGGACAUCUGGUUGAUGCUGAGGGGGCUUCCCCUUGCUCUUGGGCAUCCCUCAGCUAUUUAGCAGAUGACUAAAGGUGAGGGGAGGAGAGGGGCAAAGGGGGCUGCAGAGUCACAGCCUGGGGUCCCCGGGGCCCAUGCCCCAGCCUCUCAGUAUACCCCACUUUCACCCCAAGAUAAGGAAGAGUCUCCACAGAACAGGCCAAACAAACUUUCCUAAGAACACUCCAUCCUGUCUGCUUUCUUAACUUCUCAAAUCGCCUCUCGAGCCUAUAGCAUCCUACACAAAUCGUGGGAGGUCCUUGGGACAGAUAUUAUUAUCCCCAACUAUUAUCACCAAUUUACAGAUUAGGAACCAAACAUCACUAAGGAACAAAUGACUUGACCAAGAUCACACGACUAAUUUGGGGGCAGGACUGAAACAAGAACCCAGAUCUUCUGACUUUCAACUCCCUGCUCUUUCACAGAAUCCUAGUCCAUGGGAGUUAGAGAUUGUAGGGAUCAUAGAUAAUAAGAGCAUAGAAAAUGAACUUAGCAAAUAUCUACUGUUAUAGAGUAUCUGUUUUCCAGGUGAGGAAAACCAGAGAGACCAAGUGACUUGCCAAAGAGUAAUAAGUAGUAAGGUUGAAAUUUGAACCCAUUUCCAGUGAUUCUGCAUUCAGUCCUUUGGCCAUGAGACACCAUUAUGCCUAGUACAAACCAGACUGGGGCUGAACUUCUGGGCACUGGAGACAACCCACACAAAGUCAUAAGAAGGUCAGGGUUUAGAAGCUGGGUGGGGAAGCAACUAGGUGGCAAAGUGGUUAGAGCAUCCGCCCUGGAGUCAGAAGGACCUGAGUUCAAAUCUAGCCUCAGAUGCUUACUAGCUGUGUGACCCUGGGCAACUUACUUAACCUCAAUUGCACCCCCCCCCAAAAAAAAAGUGGGAUGAAAAAUGACUGCUUUUCCAUCAUCCUGCAACUUAGGCUACAUCUCUAGCCACUGACAAAUGUCCUUUGGGGUAACUUAGCCAUUCAUUCAUUCAUUCAAUAAAUCAACCAUUCAUUCACUA